Molecule: messenger RNA, 708 nt
Organism: Malassezia pachydermatis
Lineage: Eukaryota; Fungi; Basidiomycota; Malasseziomycetes; Malasseziales; Malasseziaceae
Exons: 2
Coding region: 1-708 (235 amino acids)
Source: RefSeq, a predicted model, not a curated record
AUGUCGUUGCCGCCGCCGCUGAGUAUGCCAGGGCAGGCCAUGUCCCACGGCGGCUUUGUGUAUAUGCCUGCAUUUAUCAGCGAGGCCGAAGAAACGCAAUUGCUGGCCAAGAUAGACACUGCGCCUAAAACACGGUGGAAGCAGCUAGCACACCGUCGAUUGCAAAUGUGGGGCGGUACACUCACAGAGCGCACUGGUACGCUCAUCCCAGAACCACUGCCACCGUGGAUGACGGCGUACCCUGCCCUUGUCGAAAGAUUGGCUGCAAGUGGUGCCUUUCGAGAAAGCUCGCACCAAGCACCAAACCACUGCCUUGUCAACGACUACUUCCCUGGCCAAGGGAUCUUACCGCACACGGAUGGGCCUGCGUAUGAUCCUGUUGUCGCAACGAUCAGUCUCGGUGGCCAUACCGUCCUUGACAUCUACGAGCAUACGCCUGACAAGCCGACACCAGCGCAGCCCUCGUUCGUGAUCGUGCAAGAGCCACGAAGUUUGUUGAUUACGUACGGGGAAGCGUACACACGCUUCAAGCACGGAAUUGCCGAGCGGGUUCACGAUACACCCGAAGAUCGCGUACAUGUCCUCAACGCAUCUCAUUUGUCGGGCGUGUACGCGGAUCCGCAAGCGACAUGGACACGCGAGCGACGUGUGAGCUUGACGUUUCGUGAUGUAGCCCGUGUUCACAAAGGUUUGAUGCUACGACCGUGA